AUGGUCCGCAUCAUCCCUGGACGACUCAAGUCCAGCUCCUCCCUCCGUAACAGCCGCAGCAGCAGUCCUACGAGAAACAACAGCACCGGCAGCACCAACAGCAAGAUGGAGUUGAGUCCAAAGGAGAAUGGCUUGACCUUGAAGGUCGUCGUUAUGAAGGCUCGAAAUCUUGCCGCAAAAGACAGACGCGGCACGUCCGACCCAUACCUGGUUUUGACCCUCGGUGACGCCAAGGUGACCACCCACGAGGUGCCCAAGACUCUCAAUCCAGAAUGGAACGUCAUCGAAGAACUACCGGUCAAUUCGACCCAGAGCCUCCUUCUCGAUGUUAUAUGUUGGGACAAGGACCGCUUCGGCAAGGACUACCUUGGCGAGUUCGACCUUGCUUUGGAGGAGAUCUUCGCCAAUGAGCAAAUCGAGCAAGCCCCGAAAUGGUACCCUCUCAAGAGCAAGAGACCCGGCAAGAAGACCAGCGUGGUCUCUGGCGAGGUCAUGCUUCAGUUCACCCUCUUCGACCAGUCUAACACAGCCGCCUCCCACGAACAAAUAUUCGAGAAGCUCAAUACCUUGCUCAAUCAGUUGCCUGCGGGCUCCCGACAGAUCACACCGACCAUGACCCCCCUCAUCCAGCCCGUCCAGAAUAUAAGGGUCAGCGGAACCAACCCGUCACCUCCAUUGUCGCGCAAUCAAACCGAUGCCUAUCAAGAAGAUGACGACGACGAUGAUCUCGAUAUCGAAGAUGAUACCCCCGAAGACGAUGAUCCCAGCAAGCCCGAAGUCGCCGAGAAACGCAAGCGCCGCCUGAGGAUUAAGGGCCUCAAGAAGAAGAGAAGAGAUCAAACAUACGAGUUCAAUAAUAGUGGAAGCGACGUUGUGGGAGUCAUCUAUCUUGAAGUCCUGAACAUUACGGACCUGCCUCCCGAGCCCAACUCAACCCGGACCACAUUUGACAUGGAUCCUUUCGUCGUUGCGUCACUCGGCAAGAAGACGUACCGGACCAAGCGAGUGCGGCACAACCUCAACCCGGUCUUCAAUGAAAAGAUGAUUUUCCAAGUACAGGGCCACGAGCAGACAUACUCGUUCUCCUUUACCGUGAUGGACCAUGACAAGUACUCAGGAAACGAUUUCAUCGCCGACUGCUCAUUGUCUAUCAGGGACCUCAUCGACAAGGCCCCCAAGGCAGAUCCCGAAACUGGUCUGUACGACGUACCCGAGCCCCAUGAGUAUGUCGCCCCUCAGCAGCGCCGCUUCAAGAAGCUGGGAAUGUCCCGUACGUCAUCUUCCCAAAGCUUGAGCAAGGUGCGACCUGGGUUGUCGAAGAAUGCAAGCAGUGCAUCCACAACAACCCAGACCGGAACGACUACCCCUACGCCUCCUGCCCAGGGCUCGACGCUGAACCCAGAGUUUCUGUCUCCCGAGCAAGCUCUUGCAGGCGCCGGUGCGCAGACUGCCGAACUUGAAGCAGACGAUGCGGAAUUCCACGACUUCAGCGUCGCCCUGAAGAUGAAGGAUGCCAAGAAAUGGGAGGCCAAGCACAACCCGGUCCUCUACAUCCGCGCCAAAUACGUCCCUUACCCGGCUUUGCGACAGCAAUUCUGGAGAUCGAUGCUCAAGCAGUAUGACACCGACGAGAGCGGCCGCAUCAGCAAGAUUGAGCUGACUACGAUGCUCGACACUCUCGGAUCGACAUUGCGCGAGUCGACCAUCGACAGCUUCUUCCAGCGAUUCCCCCACAGAGCCCAAGGCGAUGACAUUUCGGACCUGACAUUCGACGAAGCUGUGAUAUGCUUGGAAGAUCAGUUGGAAGCUAAGAGCCGCCCACAGCUCAGCGUCACAGACAGAAUGAAGGGCAUGCUGCCGGAUGCUGAUAAGGUCAAGAAUUUGCUUUCUACUCAAGGCACCAGCAACGUCCCCAGUGGUCCACCAGCAGAAGGAUCUAGCUCGUCCGAAGGAACUCUCGACGUUCCAGAGCUCAGCACUCCUGGCGAGGAAGGCGAACUGCUCGACAGGGACGACCUGGCCGAGGAUCGUGCCGGCGAGGAGCAUGUGGUCGAAAUCAGAGAAUGCCCCAUCUGCCACCAGCCGCGCUUGAACAAGCGCAAGGAUACUGACAUCAUCACUCACAUUGCAACAUGCGCAAGCCAGGACUGGAGACAAGUCAACAACCUUGUCAUGGGCGGCUUUGUCACUGCUAGCCAGGCCCAGCGCAAGUGGUACUCCAAGGUCAUCACAAAGAUCUCAUACGGUGGUUACAAGCUGGGAGCCAACUCUGCAAAUAUCCUUGUCCAAGAUCGCAUCACUGGCCAAAUUAACGAGGAGAAAAUGAGCGUCUACGUUAGACUGGGCAUUCGCCUGUUGUACAAGGGAUUGAAGUCAAGCAAUAUGGAGACCAAGCGAAUCCGCAAGAUGCUGAAGAGCAUGAGUGUCAAGCAGGGCAAGAAAUUUGAUGACCCGGCUUCGAAGGCCGAGAUUCCUAAGUUCAUCGAAUUCCACCGCCUUGACAUGUCUGAGGUGCUGCUUCCGACGGAAGAGUUCAAAAACUUCAAUGAGUUUUUCUACAGAGCUCUGAAACCCGAAGCUCGCCCAUGCUCCGCUCCUGAUCGUCCUGACGUUGUCGUCUCUCCCGCGGAUUGUCGCAGCGUUGUCUUCAACAGUGUGAACCAGGCGACCCAGGUUUGGAUCAAGGGCCGCGAGUUCUCCAUCAAGCGCUUGCUUGGUGAUGCUUAUCCCGAAGAUGUGAAGCGGUUUGAGAAUGGUGCUCUUGGUAUCUUCCGUUUGGCGCCCCAGGACUACCAUCGUUUCCACAUCCCUGUUGACGGUGUUUUGGGCAAGCCGAAGACGAUUGCGGGAGAGUACUAUACGGUGAACCCCAUGGCCAUCCGCUCCGCUCUCGAUGUCUACGGCGAGAACGUCCGAGUCCUCUGCCCCAUCGAUAGCCCAACCCACGGCCGCGUCAUGGUCAUCUGUGUUGGUGCCAUGAUGGUUGGCAGUACCGUGAUUACCCAAAAAGAGGGUGCGCAAGUCAAUCGUGCCGACGAACUUGGCUACUUCAAAUUUGGUGGCAGCACUAUCGUAUUGCUAUUCGAGCCGGGCAAGAUGAAGUUCGACGACGACCUGACUGACAACUCCAACGGAGCUCUCGAGACUUUGGUUCGCGUAGGUAUGUCUGUCGGACACGCUCCUGACCAGCCUCAGUGGGGUCCCGACAUGCGGAAGGACGCAAAGGACGUCACCGAUGCCGAGAAGAAGGACGCCAAACGCCGUAUUGGAGGCAGUCUCGGAAGUGAAGAGUCAUCCAGCGGUGAAGAGACUCCGAAUGCAAGCGCUGGCAUCACCACGCACGCUGCGUCAGCCAUGUAG
This is a messenger RNA of Colletotrichum acutatum, 3360 nucleotides long. RefSeq names its product phosphatidylserine decarboxylase. Bases 1 to 3360 code for a protein of 1119 amino acids. Gene Ontology annotation, molecular function: calcium ion binding; phosphatidylserine decarboxylase activity. NCBI's taxonomy places the organism in Eukaryota, Fungi, Ascomycota, Sordariomycetes, Glomerellales, Glomerellaceae. The record is from RefSeq and is a predicted model, not a curated record. Gene Ontology annotation, biological process: phospholipid biosynthetic process. The transcript is spliced from 5 exons.